Messenger RNA from Trichoderma aggressivum f. europaeum, 396 nucleotides. RefSeq lists its product as uncharacterized. The record is from RefSeq and is a predicted model, not a curated record. NCBI's taxonomy places the organism in Eukaryota, Fungi, Ascomycota, Sordariomycetes, Hypocreales, Hypocreaceae. The coding region runs from base 1 to 396 and encodes 131 amino acids. Gene Ontology annotation, biological process: translation. Gene Ontology annotation, cellular component: ribosome; cytosolic large ribosomal subunit. Gene Ontology annotation, molecular function: structural constituent of ribosome. The transcript has 4 exons.
AUGGUCGCCGCCAAGAAGCACGUCCCCAUCGUCAAGAAGCACAAGGCCCGCUUCGUCCGUCACCAGAGUGACCGGUUCGAUCGUGUCGGUGCCAGCUGGAGAAAGCCCAAGGGUAUCGAUGGACGUGUCCGCAGACGUUUCAGGGGCACCAUCCGCAUGCCCAAGAUCGGCUAUGGCUCCAACAAGAAGACCCGUUUCUUGAGCCCCUCCGGCCACAAGGCUUUCCUCGUCCACAACGUCAAGGACCUUGAGCUGCUGCUGAUGCACAACCGAACCCACGCUGCCGAGAUUGCCAGCGCCGUCUCAUCCCGAAAGCGAAUCGACAUCAUCUCCCGCGCCAAGCAGAUCGGUGUCAAGGUCACAAACGCCAAGGCCAAGGUCACAACGGAGGUCUAA